This is a messenger RNA of Kwoniella botswanensis, 4902 nucleotides long. RefSeq lists its product as uncharacterized. Gene Ontology annotation, biological process: transmembrane transport. Lineage: Eukaryota; Fungi; Basidiomycota; Tremellomycetes; Tremellales; Cryptococcaceae. Bases 1 to 4902 code for a protein of 1633 amino acids. Gene Ontology annotation, cellular component: membrane. The transcript is spliced from 25 exons. Gene Ontology annotation, molecular function: ATP hydrolysis activity; ATP binding; ABC-type transporter activity. The record is from RefSeq and is a predicted model, not a curated record.
AUGGACAGCGACAACGCUCAGUCCGUCUUCAGUGUACUGUCGGACGUAGUGGAUAUAGCAGCAUCAAAGGGUAAGAAGAAUCAUCCCGCACCAUUCAUAGUCAAGCAUACGUUAUUCUUCUUCCCCAUCCUAGUAUUCAUUUCAGCUGGUAUCUUGCUCCUGUCAUUCGCCGUACCUAGGAUAUAUCGAUUCAUCAAGUCUCUCCUACCCGAAAGAGAAUAUCAACCUUUGUUAGUGGACGAGAACGAGGAUGAAGAAGAGGUCGAGUCGGCUGAAUCACCCACGCCUACUCAACCUUUCAUGCCUUCAGGUGGAUUAUGGUCUGAUCUCUCGGCUCACAUCAGAUCGAUGAAGGAAUAUGGUUCAGUCCUUUUCUUCCUCGAAGUGAUCAGAACUCUUUGUAUUGCUACCUUACUCGGUCUAACGGUUUACGCAGCGAUCCAAGCUGAGUCGCCCGAUAAGGAAUCUCAUCUUCAAGAACUCGGUUUGGAAGGUGGUAUGAUAGAUAUUGAGGGACAUUGGGGGAAGAAGAAACAUAAGAAGAAGAAGCACAGGAAGAAUAGAGUGGACGAUUACUCAAGUCUUGAAUGGGGAGAAUUCGGUGUCUGUGGAUAUUACACCUAUACUCUCAUAUUCUCAUUCCUCCUUCUCACACUUCGGCCCGCUACACCCCUUCGACGACAUCUCAUCGCUCAUGUGGACACUCUCCUUUUCAUCGGAUGGUGUAUCUACGUUUAUCGAGACUUGUGGCCUUUGCUCACUUACAACCUUAUACCGUCCGAUAUCAACAAUGCUAUCACUUGGUCGCGAGUAGCCAUACUGUCCGUCGCAGCCGUAUUGAUUCCAUUGCUCAGACCUAGAACAUACACUCCUGCCGAACCUGCCAAUCCUACUCCGGAAGAUGAGAUUCACCCCGAACAAACAACUCCUUGGUUAUUUUACGUCUUUUACGAGUACAUGACUCCCCUAGUGUGGAAGGCUUGGAAGACUCCCGCCUUGCCUUACGACGACUUGCAUCCAUUGGCGGACUAUGAUCGAGCGGAAUUCCUCUACAGUAAACACAUCGACGCACUUGACCCUAUUCGUCGCCGAGAAAAUGGUUUGAAGCAACGUAACCUGUUGAUCGGUCUCUUGGACGUGUUCAAGAAGGAAGUCGCUAUUGUCUGCGCUAUGUCAGCGCUAUCAGCCGUUGCCGAAAUGGCCGGAUCAGUCGGUAUCAACAAACUAUUAGAUUACCUAGAGAAAGAUGGGGAAGGAGCCACCUUGAAACCUAUCGUAUGGGUCGCAUUCCUCUUCAUCGGUCCUACUAUCGGUUCUUUGACUAUCCAAUUCUACAUCUACACCACUACUCGAGCUCUGGUUCGAAGUGAAGCACUCCUUACUCAGUUGAUCUUCGAUCAUGCCUUAAGGCUGAGGAUGAAGGAUGCUAUAGAAGAUGAGAAAAACGAAGAGAGCCCCGCCGCUGGUGCACCCGAAAUUAGAAUUGAGGAUGUGACUCAGCCUGCUCCUGGUGCGACGGAAGCUCUACUGGGUGCCGAGGCAGCAACAAACGAUGACACCGAGGUUGGAAGCUCCAAUGGAACCGUGAAGAAAGAUGACAAGGAAGCUGCUGCUGAUGCGGAAGCCAAAAAGGCAAAGGGACAAGGUCUGGCGGGAAAAAUCAACGUAUUGAUGGCUGCAGAUGUCGAGUCGGUCCUUGAAGGUCGUGACCUCGCGCUCGUUUUCGUCUAUACCCCUAUUCAGCUUGCAUUGUGCAUCUAUCUGCUCUACAAAAUCCUUAGUUGGAGUGCCCUGGUUGGAAUGUUAACCAUGGUCAUCACUCUUCCCAUUCCCGGUCUGAUCACCAAGCUCAACGCGCAAUACCAAUACAAGCGAAUGGCUGCCACGGAUUCACGGGUAGACUCAAUCACAGAAGCGAUCGGUGCUUUGAGGAUGAUAAAGAUGUUCGGAUGGGAAAAUAGGAUCAAAGAACGUAUCGCCGCAAAGAGAGAAGAUGAGCUGCAGUUGAUCUGGCAGCGAAGAUUGAUGAGCUUAUCCGUUGUCAUCCUCAACAACAUCCUACCUGUCUUGACUAUGGUCGCUACUUUCGCUAUGUACACUCUUGUCCAAGUAUUCACUAGUAUGGUCGUAUUCGAGCUUGUCAAGAGUCAAAUGGGCAUGUGUUUCUAUCUCAUCAACUCCUUCGUCACCGCAUGGGUAUCACUCCAGAGAAUCGAUAAAUUUCUCACAUCGAGCGAGAUGAUUGAUGAAUACUCUGAAGGCAAGAUUGCGACAAUCAAAAUAACUGAGCAACUCGAAGCGGAGACCGAGGGUCUGAUCAGAAUCCAAAAUGCUACAUUCAGCUGGGGUCCUGUCGAAGAUGGCAUUACUCAAGACUUCAGUCUCAGAAUCCCAGAAGUCACUUUCGUCAAGGGGAAGAUCAACUUGAUUACCGGUCCUACUGGUAGUGGAAAGUCUUCUCUACUCAAGGCUCUUGUGGGCGAAUUGCAUUUCGAGCAGAAGCAAGGAUCCUUCUUCCACCUUCCACGAGAAGGGGGAGUGUCUUACGCUGCUCAGGAAAGUUGGUGCAUGUCAGAUUCUAUCAAGGAUAACAUCUUGUUUGGCGAGCCAUACGAACACGAUCGAUAUAUCAAAACUCUCCGAGCGUGUGCUUUAGAACCUGACUUGAAAUUGUUCGACGAUGGCGACAAUACAGAGGUCGGGGAAAAAGGGAUUACUUUGAGUGGUGGUCAGAAAGCCAGAUUGACUUUGGCCAGAGCUGUUUACUCAAAGACUGACAUCGUACUCCUUGAUGGUAAGUUCAAGCAAAUUUGGAAUGGGACUGACAGAGUAGAUAUUUUCUCCGCGCUUGAUACCCUUACGUCAAGGUGGAUCAUUGAUAAUCUCUUCAGAGGCGAUUUGAUGAAAGGUAGAACCGUUCUGUUGAUUACCCACCACGUCGGUCUCGCCGCACCUAUCGCCGAUUAUAUGAUUGCUUUCAACCAAGAUGGUUCUGUCAAAUCUCAAGGGCCUAUCGAAGACUCUGAAUUCCCCGACGAAGAUGUUGAAAAAGAAGCUCAAGAAGAUAUUAAAGCGUCUGAAGAAGCCAUCUCAGCAGAGCAGAAGGUGGAAGAGAAGAAAACUGUCAACAAAUUGGUGAAAGAUGAGGAGAAGAGUGAAGGUCGAAUAUCAAAGAGAGCUAUGAUCUCGUUCUUCAGUACCUUUGGUGGACCGAUCUUUUGGUUGUUGUACUUCAUCCUCGUACUGGGGGGGCAAGGAUUCAAUGCGUUCCAAACUUAUUGGUUGGGUAGAUGGGCUAAAGCCUAUGAGGAAUCUGAUCACCCCGAAAGAGUCUCUGCAGUAUAUUACUUGGGAUUAUAUAUCGUUUGGGUCUUACUGAGUAUGGGAUCAUUAGCCGCAUCAGCGGUCCUGUUCUACGUCGGAGCGAUCAAAGGUUCAAGAGAGAUUCAUAAGAAGUUGACCAAUAUGAUAUUCGGAUCGUAUUUGAGAUUCUUGGAUUCCACGCCUGUCGGACGGAUCAUCUCGAGAUUUACUAAAGAUAUGAAAAAUGUCGAUGGAUCAUUCACCGAUACCUUCUCCGAAGUCGCCGAUAUCACCACUGGUCUCGUAUUGAAAUUCGCAGUUGUCAUCGCCCUAGUACCCAUAUUCUCUAUACCCGCUGUUGUAAUUGGAGCUGUUGGUGCGUUCUUGGGUGAAGUGUAUAUUCAUAGUCAACUUAGUGUCAAGCGAGAAAUGUCAAAUGCCAAAAGUCCCUUAUUCUCACAUUUCUCUGCUGCCGUUAACGGUAUCGUCUCCAUCAGAGCCUAUGGUGCACAACAGAAACUCCGAGUUGAAGCUCAGCGAAAAGCCGACAAGUACACUAGAGCUGCUACUGCUCUACAACCUCAAUCGAUGGCCGCCUUCUUGGUCUACGGUGUUAGACUUGAUGCUUCUACCACUGGUUUCGCGUUGAGUCAGGCCAUCUCUUUCUCUGCCAUGAUUCUGUGGUGGGUCAGACUGGUCAACGAGAUGGAAGUGCAAGGAAAUUCCGUCGAGAGAAUCGAAGACUACUUGGUAAUCGAUCAAGAACCUAAAGCUGUGGAGUCCAAACAGCCCCCUGCCUCAUGGCCUACGUCCGGCUCUAUCGUCUUAGACAAAUUAUCGGCCCGAUACUCACCAGAUGGACCUACCGUGCUCAAUCAAUUGCAAGUCAAUAUUGCAAGCGGUGAGAAAGUAGGUAUAGUCGGUAGGACAGGUAGUGGUAAAUCGACUCUGGCUUUGGCACUGUUGCGUAUGAUUCCUACCGAAGGAAGCGUCGUGAUUGAUGGUAUCAAAACUGAAGAUAUCAAUCUACAUGCUCUGAGAAGUCACGUCACCAUCAUACCCCAAGAUCCUGUUCUCCUAUCUGGUAGUCUACGAUUCAACCUUGAUCCCUUUGGCGAACAUGACGAUGCGGAACUGAAUGAUGCCCUCCAAUCGUCAGGUCUUGGUCAGACUAGGAACCCCACGCAGGAGAACGGCGGAACAGCUACACCCCAGAGAUUAUCGCUCGAUACGCAAAUAGCGGCUGGGGGAGGGAAUUUGAGUCAGGGUCAGAGACAGCUCGUAGCUCUUGCCAGAGCAUUAGUAAGGAAUAGUAAGAUAUUGAUCUUAGAUGAGGCUACUGCAUCAGUAGAUUUCGAAACUGACGCAUUGAUCCAAAAAUCAAUAAGGGACUUACCAUCCUCCACAACGGUUUUGACGGUAGCUCAUAGAUUAUCAACUGUAAUGGAUUACGACAAGAUCUUAGUUUUGGGGUCAGGAAAGGUUUUAGAGUUCGAUUCACCCAGUAAUCUAAGAAGUAAUCAAAAUAGUUAUUUCGCUAAGUUGGUUUUGGCCAUGGAAGGUGGUACGGUCAGUAGGCAGUCUGCUAUAAGUACUUAA